Messenger RNA from Lineus longissimus, 4442 nucleotides. Its product is annotated as 5-oxoprolinase-like. NCBI's taxonomy places the organism in Eukaryota, Metazoa, Nemertea, Pilidiophora, Heteronemertea, Lineidae. The transcript has 30 exons. Bases 23 to 3913 code for a protein of 1296 amino acids. Gene Ontology annotation, cellular component: cytosol. The record is from RefSeq and is a predicted model, not a curated record. Gene Ontology annotation, biological process: glutathione metabolic process. Gene Ontology annotation, molecular function: 5-oxoprolinase (ATP-hydrolyzing) activity.
UGGAACAGCUGAUAACAGAAGGAUGGGAAUGCCAAAAGGGUUCCAAUUUGCGAUUGACCGGGGUGGAACAUUCACUGAUGUGUGGGCGAAAUGUCCAGAUGGUAAAACAAGGGUCCUGAAAUUGCUGUCAGAAGAUCCUGUCAAUUAUUCUGAUGCCCCGAGGGAAGGAAUUAGGCGGAUUCUCGAACAGGAAACAGGCAGACCAUUCCCACCAUCAGAUGGUGUGGACACCUCGAGCAUUGGAUGGAUCCGGAUGGGAACCACUGUUGCUACCAAUGCGUUACUGGAAAGGAAGGGGGAAAAGAUGGCCCUAGUCAUCACCAAGGGCUUCAAAGACCUUUUACACAUUGGCAACCAGGCCAGGCCAAAUAUAUUUGAUUUGGAGAUAAUCACACCAGAUGUUCUCUAUGAAGAUGUGGUUGAAGUUGAAGAGAGAGUCAUCCUUUCUCAGGAAAAAUGUGAAAUCAAGGAAGAAAAUGCUGAACAUGUCACAGGGCGGACAGGAGAAGGUGUUGAAAUUUGGCAAAGAGUUGAUGAAGACAAGCUGAAGGUUGACUUAAAGAGACUCCUCCAAAAAGGCAUUCGUAGUAUUGCAGUUGUGUUGAUGCAUUCGUAUAUUUAUGAUGACCACGAGAAGCAGGUUGGUACCAUUGCUGAACAGAUGGGAUUUAGCCAUGUGUCCCUUUCCUCUCAGAUUAUGCCGAUGGUCCGUAUUGUCCCCAGAGGAUAUACAGCAAGUGCCGAUGCAUACCUGACACCCUGCAUCAGGAAAUAUGUCAAUGGUUUCUGUUCAGGCUUCAAGGAAAACCUGAAGGAUAUCCAAGUGCUUUUCAUGCAGUCCGAUGGAGGCCUAACCCCUGUGGAAAAGUUCUACGGGUCACGUGCCAUCCUUUCUGGGCCUGCUGGAGGUGUAAUCGGCUAUGCAAUCACAACUUACGGGAAGGAAACUGAGCUGCCAGUAAUUGGAUUUGACAUGGGUGGGACAUCAACUGAUGUGAGCCGUUAUGCCGGAAACUAUGAACAUGUCUUUGAGACUAGCACUGCUGGUAUUACGAUACAGGCACCGCAGCUGGAUAUAAAUACAGUGGCGGCAGGUGGAGGAUCCCGUCUCUUCUUUAGAUCCGGCCUGUUUGUCGUCGGACCAGAAUCUGCUGGAGCUCAUCCUGGACCAGUGUGCUACAAAAAAGGUGGGCCCCUAGCUGUGACUGAUGCCAACCUCUGCCUUGGACGUCUCCUGCCGCGUUACUUCCCCACGAUAUUUGGACCAAAUGAAGAUGAGCCCCUUGACAAGGAGACCACAAUGGCAGCAUUCAGGAAACUUACACUUGAGGUAAACGAAUUCUUGAAGAGUCAGCCUGAGAAACAUGAUUCUAUGACCACUGAAGAGGUUGCUAUGGGUUUCAUCACGGUUGCUAAUGAAGCCAUGUGUAGACCAAUCAGGGCUUUAACUCAGGCGAAGGGGUACGACACAUCCCGUCAUGUCCUGGCUUGCUUUGGAGGAGCCGGUGGUCAGCAUGCCUGUUCUAUCGCCAGGAGCCUUGGCAUGAAGACCGUGUUCAUUCACAGGUAUGCUGGUAUUCUGUCCGCCUUUGGUCUUGCCUUAGCUGAUGUUGUCCACGAGGCCCAGGAACCUUGCGCAUGUAUUUACCAAAAAGAUAGCUUUGCGCACAUUGAUGAGCGAAUAAAAUAUCUCAAGGAUGAGUCUGUGGCAGAAUUGAAGACGCAAGGUUUUGAAAGCUCCCAAAUACAAGCAGAGGCCUUUCUGCAUCUGCGUUACCAAGGAACAGACUGUGCUCUGAUGUGUUCAGCUGAAGGCUACCCAGCAGACAAGAAUUCCUCAUCUUAUGGAGACUUUGCCAAAGGUUUUACGGACAGGUAUAACAGGGAGUUUGGGUUCACGAUGCCAGAUCGCGUGGUCAUCGUUGAUGACAUUAGAGUAAGAGGGGUUGGGAAGUCUGCCAUUGAUACAGAAACGCCGAUACCUGAUGCAACAACACCAGCCGUGAAAGAGGGGGUUACCCAGUGUUACUUUGAACAAGGUUACUGCGAGACGUCCAUCUAUAAUCUCGAGAAAUUGCUUGCUGGUCAUGUCCUACCGGGUCCUGCGAUCAUCGUGUCCUCAAAUAGCACAAUUUUAGUGGAGCCUGAUUGUAUAGCUACUGUUACCAGAAAUGGAGAUAUCAAAAUCAAGAUAGGUCAAGGCCACCAUAAGAAGAUCGAAGCCGAACUGGAUCCAAUCCAUCUCUCCAUCUUCUCACAUCGUUUCAUGAGUACGGCGGAACAAAUGGGACGGGUGUUGCAGAGGACAGCCAUUUCAACAAACAUUAAGGAAAGACUGGACUUCUCGUGUGCUUUGUUUGGCCCGGACGGAGGUCUCGUGGCCAAUGCCCCCCACAUUCCUGUACACCUUGGUGCUAUGCAGGAGACUGUCCAAUAUCAAAUGAGGGCCAUGGCCGGUAAUAUUCACCGUGGCGAUGUGUUGCUAAGUAACCAUCCCCAAGCAGGCGGCAGCCAUCUUCCUGACUUAACUGUGAUAACACCAGUAUUUUACCAAGAUAUAGAGGAACCUGUCUUCUUUGUUGCGAGUCGGGGUCACCAUGCUGAUAUAGGAGGGAUCACGCCUGGGUCUAUGCCACCACAUUCCAAGUCCAUCCAUGAGGAGGGUGCUGUAUUUAAGUCGUUUAAACUCGUGGAGAAGGGUGUUUUCCAAGAGCAAGCUGUGAUAGACAAGUUCAAUGAACCUGCUAAAUAUCCAGGCAGUAGCGGAACCAGGAACCUACAUGAUAACCUCAGUGACCUCAAAGCUCAAGUUGCAGCCAACCACAAGGGGAUCAAACUUGUUUGCGAGCUGAUUGAUGAGUACGGCUUGGAUGUGGUCCAGGCUUACAUGGCCCAUAUACAGGCCAACGCUGAGAUAGCCGUCCGAGAGAUGCUGCGGGAAAUUGCCACGAAAUCUGGAACGGAUCAAUUGUUUGCUGAGGAUUUCAUGGACGACGGGUCGAAGAUUAUGCUCAAGAUAGAUAUCGACCAUGAAAAGGGUAGCGCGCUUUUCGACUUCACUGGUACUGGCUGUGAGGUGAUUGGUAAUUGUAACGCGCCUCGUGCCAUAACCCUGUCAGCCCUGAUCUAUUGCCUGAGGUGCAUGGUCGGACAUGAUGUUCCACUUAAUCAGGGCUGUUUGACUCCGGUCAGGGUGAUCAUUCCAAAGGGUAGCCUCCUCGAUCCCUCAGAAACUGCAGCGGUUGUCGGUGGCAACGUAUUGACAUCACAGAGGAUUGUUGAUGUGGUCUUCAAGGCUUUUGGUGUCUGUGCGGCAUCCCAGGGUUGUAUGAACAACAUUACAUUUGGGGACGAGUCUGUCGGAUAUUAUGAGACAGUGGCUGGUGGAUCUGGGGCGGGCCCCACUUGGGACGGUCGUAGUGGCAUCCAUACUCAUAUGACUAAUACUCGAAUAACAGACCCAGAGAUCAUUGAGAGAAGGUACCCUAUCUUGCUGAGGCGAUUUAGUCUCAACCCAGGUACUGGAGGUGCAGGGAAGUUCCGAGGAGGCGAUGGCAUAGUCAGGGAACUGCUUUUUAGGAAGACGCUGGAGUUAUCCAUACUCACAGAAAGGAGAGUGAUGCAACCUUAUGGCCUACAAGGUGGUGGUUGUGGGAUGCGAGGGCUGAACAUCCUUGUUCACAGCGACGGGCGAAGUGUCAAUCUUGGAGGCAAAACUUCAGUUACAGUCCGAGCUGGGGAUCAAUUCCAGCUCUUUACUCCUGGGGGUGGUGGCUUUGGCUGUCAAGAUGACAACAGCAUAGAUGAUCACGACGGUGGCUCCAAAAAACGUCGAACCGACCCAAUAUCAAGCCAGAUGUACUUGCAGAAAGGGAGCGUCUAUGCUUAUAAACUUGCUCAGGAGUCCGCUUAAGGACAAUCUGAUGUCAGCGUUUAGGCAAUGCAAGAAAUGGACACAAAUGCUUUAAGGGGGUGCUAUAGGCCGGAAGCUAGGGGGUUGAAUUGGUUGUCUCCAGCUGACUAAUAUGCAGUUAGUAUGCAAGCUUUGUUGUACUGACAGAUGAGAUGGGAGUGACCUCAGUUGGUGACAUUGGGUGAUAUGAAUAAAGGCUAGCAAAUGCUUUUACUUCAAUUUUGUACAGAAAGGCCAAGUGUAAAUGUACAUGGAGAUUUAUAUAAAAGCAUUUACUACUCUUUAUUCAUAUCACCCAGAGUGUCACUUUUAAAUCUAACUAUCCAUGGCUCCCUGGCUUGUAUAUUUGUGGAAUAGAGAAAAUCACUUAUUGAUAGUAUAAUGGAAAAAAAUUGUUGUGCAGCUCUAUGAUGUUUAUUGUCAAUUUUUAGAAACGGUGUCUAUUUAAAUUUGAAUUAUUAGUAUGUUUGAGAAUAAUGGUAAUGGAAAAGAGAAAUUAUUGAAGAAACAAACAAGAAUAAUGUUAUUA